GUUUUCUUUCUUCAUUUCCGAGCCAAAAUUUUGGCGCUUGAUUUGAGAACUCCGCUGGGUACCGGGUGAACAUCGUUUGUCAAAUUUCUCUCAACAUUAUUUGCUCUUUUUCUCCCUCAAACCUCCACCAUGUAUGUGAUAAAGAGAGAUGGUAAGAAGGAGAAGGUGAUGUUUGAUAAGAUCACAUCACGGAUCUCCAAGCUCGUCUAUGGCCUUAAUGCGGAUUUCGUAGAUCCAACCGAGAUCACAAUGAAGGUCAUAAACGGCGUGUACCCAGGCGUCACCACGGUGGAGCUGGACACCCUCGCUGCCGAGACGGCCGCUACCAUGACAACCAAACAUCCCGAUUAUGCAAUCCUUGCCGCCCGUAUCGCAGUCUCCAAUCUGCACAAGGAGACCAAGAAAAUCUUUUCCGAGGUGAUGACCGACCUGUAUGAUUACAUCAACCCACGCAAUGACAAGCCCUCACCGCUGAUAUCUGACAAGACCUAUCAGAUCAUCAUGGAGCACAAGGACAAACUGAAUUCUGCAAUCAUCUACGAUCGCGAUUACGACUACCAAUAUUUUGGAUUCAAGACUCUGGAACGAUCCUACCUGUUGAAACUUAACGGAAAAGUUGCGGAGCGUCCCCAGCACAUGUUGAUGAGAGUAGCUGUCGGCAUCCACGAGAAUGACAUUGACGCUGCCAUUGAGACCUACAACCUUCUGUCUGAGAAGUGGUUCACCCAUGCCUCACCAACGCUAUUCAACGCCGGAACGUGCCGACCACAACUUUCAAGCUGUUUCCUGUUGACAAUGAGUGAUGACAGCAUUGAGGGGAUCUACGACACGCUGAAGCAGUGCGCCCUCAUCUCCAAGACAGCUGGCGGAAUCGGCGUCAAUGUGCACAAGAUCCGAGCCACGGGGAGCUACAUUGCUGGGACCAACGGCCAGUCGAAUGGGCUCCUGCCGAUGCUAAGAGUAUACAACAACACCGCCCGCUACGUAGAUCAGGGAGGAAACAAGCGUCCUGGUGCCUUUGCCAUCUACCUGGAGCCCUGGCACGCCGACAUCUUUGAUUUCCUGGACUGCAAGAAGAACCACGGCAAGGAGGAGCAGCGGGCCCGCGACCUCUUCUACGGACUCUGGAUACCAGACCUGUUCAUGAGGCGCGUGGAGGGGAACCAAGACUGGUGCCUGAUGUGCCCCAAUGAGUGCCCGGGCUUGUCGGAUUGCUGGGGUGAAGAGUUUGACAAGCUGUAUGAAAAGUACGAAAGCGAGGGGAAAUACCGCAAGAAGAUCAAGGCUCAGUAUCUCUGGCAGGCCAUCGUGCAGGCCCAGACCGAGACCGGUACCCCGUACAUGCUGUACAAAGAUGCCUGCAACAGUAAGAGUAACCAGCAGAACCUGGGCACCAUCAAGUGCAGUAACCUGUGCACUGAGAUUAUCGAGUACUCCAGCCCGGACGAGGUAGCUGUGUGCAACUUGGCCUCCAUUGCUCUCCCCAUGUACGUUCGACCCAACCGGACCUUUGACUUUCAGAAGCUGGCGGAGGUUACUGAAGUCGUCACCAAGAAUCUGAACAAGAUCAUCAACAUCAACUACUACCCUGUCGAAGAGGCACGGAGAAGUAACUUCCGUCACCGGCCCAUCGGCAUCGGCGUGCAGGGCCUAGCCGACGCUUUCAUCAAGAUGCGCUUCCCCUUCGAGAGCCCCCAGGCCCAGAAGCUGAACAUCCAGAUCUUUGAGACCAUCUACUACGCCGCUCUCAAAGCAAGCUGUGAGCUCGCCAAGGAGCAUGGACCAUAUGAGACUUACGAGGGCUGCCCGGCGAGCAAAGGGAUCCUGCAGUACGAUAUGUGGAACGUCACCCCGACAGACCUGCACGACUGGGCCGCCCUGAAGGCCGACAUUGCCAAGUACGGGCUCAGGAACAGUCUCCUGCUGGCCCCCAUGCCCACCGCCUCCACGGCUCAGAUCCUGGGCAAUAACGAGUCCAUUGAGCCGUACACCAGCAACAUCUACACUCGCAGGGUGCUGUCUGGUGAAUUCCAGAUUGUGAACCAGCAUCUGUUGAAGGAUCUGACUGAGUCUGGUUUGUGGAAUGAUGAUAUGAAGAACCUACUCAUUGCCCACAAUGGCUCCAUACAGAACAUUUCUGAAAUACCCAAGGACACCAAGGAACUAUACAAGACAGUCUGGGAGAUCUCCCAGAAGAACAUUCUCAAGAUGGCAGCCGAUCGCGGUGCCUACAUUGACCAGAGCCAGUCACUCAACAUUCACAUUGCAGCGCCUAACUUUGGCAAGAUGACCAGUAUGCACUUCCACGCUUGGAAACUGGGCCUGAAGACAGGCAUGUACUACCUCCGCACCCGGCCGGCCGCCAACCCCAUCCAGUUCACCUUGGACAAGCAGAAGGCCGACGCCUCCAUGAAGAAAUCAGAAGAGACGGAGGAAGAGCUGCAAGCCGAAGAGGAGGAAAUGAAGAAGCUGAACGAAGCGGCCAUGAUAUGCUCCCUGGAGAACCCCGGAGAGUGCCUCAUGUGCAGCGGCUAGACAACCAGUCUAUGCUAUCCAUUCAAGGCUGCGACUGUCCGGUUACUCAGAUUAUAAGAUAACCAACUGAAAUUGCUUUUGGAUCAGCGUUUCACAGUACCCUUUUGGUCUGAAGCCUUUGAGAGUGCCUUUGAGUCAGACAACCAGUCUUUGCAAUGAGGGUUGAGACUUUAGGUUACUUAAGUAAACAGAUAACUGGCUAGAACCGGUUGCGGAUAAUCGUUUCACAUUGCCUUGACUGCAGUGACUAGGCAAUCGAGGGCUGUAGAUUGUUGAUACAGGGUAGUCAACUGCAGGUCUUAUUUUAUCCUCAAUCCCCAUUCUCAAAAGCCUUACUGUCAGGCAUGCAACUUUUCCUCGGAUCCGCUGGUUUCCUCGUUUUUCACUUCUAAUGAAUGUCAUUACAAAUUGCAAAACCUGUACAAAGUCAUGUGUUUUGGAGUUUCCUUUGUUUUCCUAAAUUCCCAGUUGCAUGCCUGUACUGUUCAAUUCUGUCAUAAUGUGCCGCCUUUUAUUGUUCAGUCAUUACAUAAUUACUGCCAUCACCUUUUGCUGUUGCUCAAACAAAUUGACUAACAUUAUCCGUUAACGUGUUGCUUUACAGUUGACAUGGCUCUGGUCUGUUAGUCUUCUUUCCUCUUCUAUAAAUGUCCAGGUUACAUUCCAUGCGUUAUUCCUAUUUUAUUCUUAUAAUUGUACUUUGCUGAGAAAAAUUCGACAUUCAAUUAUUUAUUGACCAGAAUUCUCAACAUUAGUGCUUUUUUGUUGUUUCAUAUUGUUCAAGAAUCACACAGUCAGUACAUAAAAGCAAUAAUAAAGGGUAUCAUAAGAGACGAUCAGUUUUGAACAAAUAUCACUUAUAGGGGCCUACUUAUUCUUUGAAAAUAUUACAAUUUAAAGUUUGAGUUUAAGGUAAUCGUUCAAUUGUUAAUUUUAUAUCUCCUGUUGGUUUUAACCGGACUGAUAGUCAAACAGAUCAUGGCUUAAAAUCAACCAUUUUUCUGCAGCUGUUAAACUUUGAAAUAGUUGAUUGCCAAUCUAAAACAAAAUUUUCAGAUGCAUCUUUUUCAUCCAUGUAAAACGAAGUCGUACAAUUUUCCGUUUCAUUUUUCCUGGAUACUAGCUCUUUUAUUUUUGUUAUUUUUUUUUAUUUCAUUAGGAUGUGUGAUCUGUUUAAACCCAAUACUAAUUCGCUUUGAUUGAAACCGUAUAGGAAAUAAUUAAUGAAUUGUUCAACUGAAGUAUAAAAGAUGUAGAAAGUUUAUGUAGAAAAUAUUUACAUGUAUAUAUGUGCACUUAUUUGUUACCUAAUACCAACAAAUUGAAGAAAAGUGCCUUUGUCGGUGUCCAAAUUUAAUUUGGCUAAUCCAUGUAUAUGACAAAAAAAAUUCAACUGCAGUCUUUUUUUGUGAAAUUGGGAAAGUUAAGAAAGUAAUCCCCUUUCAUUCCAAAAUUUGUUUGUGUUGUACAUUCCCUUUCGGUGUCUCUAGUAUUUUUUUCCCAAGUAUUUCAGCCAAAAAGUAUAAAUAUCUAAUAAUCACAGUAAUAAAAGCCAGUCGAGCAAAGUAUUCACAAUUCUGGUUUUACUGCAGAGCUUUUGUUUAUAUUGAAACAUUUACAAUAAAUGCAGAACAUCACUGCAUAGACACUG
Patiria miniata (bat star) is the source of this 4186-nucleotide messenger RNA. It is a transcript of the gene rrm1, whose product is annotated as ribonucleoside-diphosphate reductase large subunit-like. Gene Ontology annotation, cellular component: ribonucleoside-diphosphate reductase complex. Gene Ontology annotation, biological process: deoxyribonucleotide biosynthetic process; DNA replication. The transcript is spliced from 18 exons. Bases 130 to 2535 code for a protein of 801 amino acids. Lineage: Eukaryota; Metazoa; Echinodermata; Asteroidea; Valvatida; Asterinidae. Gene Ontology annotation, molecular function: ATP binding; ribonucleoside-diphosphate reductase activity, thioredoxin disulfide as acceptor. The record is from RefSeq and is a predicted model, not a curated record.